Lates calcarifer (barramundi perch) is the source of this 7904-nucleotide messenger RNA. It is a transcript of the gene col5a3a, whose product is annotated as collagen, type V, alpha 3a. Gene Ontology annotation, molecular function: extracellular matrix structural constituent. The record is from RefSeq and is a predicted model, not a curated record. NCBI's taxonomy places the organism in Eukaryota, Metazoa, Chordata, Actinopteri, Centropomidae.
AAUGAGAAGGACAGAGCGAAACUGAGAGGAGCCAUCACAACAAAACUUCUCCAACAAGUGGAACUACAGGCGGGCUUCUCUCCCUUUUCUCACCGCAUGGCUGCUUAGUUCCCGCAGAUCUAACUUGUGCGGUACAAACUUCUAUUUGCGGAGGCAGAGGGGGGUCUCCGCUUGGAAAGAUGGAUCAUUUAAAAAGGACCAGGUCGCGCAGGAGUAUAUCGCUAUUUCUUUUUAUCCUGCUUCACGUUACGGCGACACAAGCUGCUGAUCCCAUUGAUGUUCUGCGGGUGCUGGAGCUGUCAGAGAACAUGGAGGGGGUGUCUUUAGAGGCUGGUAUCUGCACCAGCAGGAGGGGCAUGGAGGAGACCGACCUGGCCUACAAGAUAGACAAAAAGAUCCAGCUCAGUGCUCCCACCAAACAGCUCUUCCCAGAUUCCAAAUUUCCUGAGACUUUCUCCUUGAUGACUACACUGCGAGCUAAAAAGGGCACCCAGUUCUUCCUGCUCUCAGUGUAUGAUGACCAAGGGGUGCAGCAGCUGGGGCUCGAGGUGGGCCGUUCGCCUGUAUUCCUUUAUGAGGACCAACAUGGGCAGCCCACACCCGAAAUGUACCCCAUCUUCAAGAAGAUCAACCUGGCCGAUGGAAAAUGGCACAGGAUAGCCUACAGUGUGCAGGACAAGUCUGUGACCCUCUACCUGGACUGUAAGAGGGUAGAGACCCUGGAUCUGACUCGAGGGGACGACGCUGUGGUCAGCACUGAGGGUGUCACUGUGUUUGGGACACGGCUGCUGGAUGAAGACGUAUUUGAGGGAGAUAUUCAGCAACUACUGAUUGUGGAGGACGCCCAGGCCGCUGCCAACUACUGUGUAAACUACAUACCAGACUGUGACUCUGCCUUGCCCUACAACAGCCAAACCUUGGACCUGCAGGAGAACUCCCAACUUGGGUCUGAUGCCUUGAUGCAAAGUGACCAGCCAGAUGAACCAAAGGAGGUCUCCAAAAAGGACAGGAAAGGCAAAAAGAACAAAAAGAAGAGAGACAAAGGCUCUAAAGGCAAACGCAAAGGCAAGGGCAAGGGCAAGAAGGGAUCCAGAAAGAAAAAACAUGAAGAGGAGGGUCUUGAGGACGGCUUCCUCAGAGUAUCCACAACACUGCCUGAGUAUCUGUCCCAAGAGCCUUUUCUGCCCACAGAGCUGCCAGAAAUUAAGAGCGCCCAAGAAGCUGUCAUUCCCACUGAAGUCUUCGACAAGACCCUCAUGGAGAUGCCCACACACAAACCCGACUCCACAACCGAGGCUCCCACUGUGGUACCCAGUGCAUUGCCUGAAUCAGUGGUUACUGAGGAGGAGAAGAAGCCCCCGAAGAAGCCAGUGGUGGAAGAGUAUGGAGACGACCUUUAUGAUGAUCUCUCAGUUUCCACGGUAACAGCUGGCCCAAAUGUUACCGACUAUGAGAUUCUUGAAUAUGAGGAUUACAGGAAUGACACGGAAUCCGAGUAUGAAGAGUACGAAGCAUACGAGGAUGGCUUUGACUUUGCAGAGCGGGACAGAGCACAGACGUGGCAUGGAGAGGCUAGCCUCAGAGCAGAGAAGGGCCAGAAGGGAGAGCCAGCUAUUAUUGAACCGGGCACAUUAGUGGAAGGACCCCCAGGUCUACAAGGGCCAGAGGGGCUUGCUGGCCCACCUGGACCAACAGGCCCUCCAGGACCCAGGGGAGAUCCUGGUGAAUUGGGUCCCCCAGGACGUCCCGGUCUUCCUGGGGUUGAUGGGAUUCCAGGUCCUCCAGGAACCUUAUUGAUGCUACCGUUCCAGUAUGGAGGUGAUUCCCAGAAGGGACCAGUGGUGUCUCCCCAGGAGGCACAGGCACAAGCUAUCCUGCAGCAGACCCAGCUAUCACUGAAGGGACCUCCAGGUCCAAUGGGUCUCACGGGCCGACCAGGCCCACUGGGUGCUCCAGGUCCCGCUGGGCUCAAAGGAGACAGAGGAGACAGUGGCCCUGCUGGGUCACGUGGGUUGCCAGGCCCUCCUGGAAUUAAUGGGAGGCUAGGAAAAAGGGGGCGUGCAGGAGUGGACGGAGGUCGUGGAGCUCCAGGUGAAACAGGCUCUAAGGGUGACAGGGGUUUUGACGGCCUGCCAGGUCUCCCAGGAAACAAGGGGCACAGAGGGGACAGAGGAAAGCCUGGUCCUCAUGGGCCUGUUGGAGAGCCAGGAGAAAAGGGAUCUGAUGGACCUGUUGGGCCAAGAGGGCAACCGGGCGAAGCUGGUCCUCGGGGUCUUGUUGGGCCGAGGGGGCCACCUGGCCCACCUGGCCAACCGGGUAUUCAAGGAACUGAUGGAGCACAGGGCUCAAAGGGCAAUCAGGGUCCAUCUGGAGAGAUAGGACCCCCCGGUCAACAGGGAAAUCCAGGAGUACAGGGCUUGCCUGGUCCUCAGGGUCCCAUUGGAUUGCCAGGAGAAAAGGGUCCCCAGGGGAAACAAGGCAUGCAGGGACUACCAGGCAUUGAUGGUCCUCCUGGUCACCCAGGAAGAGAGGGCCCCACGGGAGAGAAAGGAAUUCAAGGUUUACCAGGCGCCCAGGGGCCCGUCGGGUACCCAGGGACCCGGGGAGUCAAGGGAGCAGAUGGACUUAGGGGUCUAAAGGGGAGCAAAGGAGAGAAGGGAGAAGAUGGUUUCCCUGGGUUCAAAGGUGACAUGGGCAUCAAGGGAGAUAAGGGUGAUAAUGGAGCUCCAGGUCCUCACGGAGAAGAUGGACCAGAGGGGCAAAAGGGCCAAGCAGGACCCAUGGGAGAUGCAGGAGCUCCUGGGAUAGCUGGCGAGAAGGGUAAACUUGGUGUGCCUGGAUUGCCCGGAUACCCGGGAAGACAAGGUCCUAAGGGAUCACUUGGCUUCCCUGGUUUGGCAGGGGUCUCAGGAGAUAAAGGACGAAGGGGUCCAGCCGGUCAGCCGGGGCCCGGGGGCCAAAGAGGUCCUAAUGGAGCCAGAGGGGGGAGAGGAGCAGAGGGGCCUACUGGAAAACCCGGAGAAAAGGGUUCUGCUGGACAAGACGGUCCUCCAGGAUCCCCUGGAGAACAGGGUCCCCAAGGACCACAAGGAAGACAUGGCGAACCAGGACCUAGAGGGCCUAAUGGUCCACCUGGAAAAGAUGGACUACCAGGUCAUCCAGGCCAGAGAGGGGAACCAGGCUUCCAAGGCAAAAACGGGCCCCCUGGACCCCCAGGUGUUGUUGGACCACAGGGCAAAUCUGGUGAGACUGGGCCAACUGGAGACAGGGGCCAUCCAGGUUCACCAGGACCACCGGGUGAGCAAGGUUUACCGGGAACUGCCGGAAAAGAGGGUGCCAAGGGAGACCCAGGUCCAUCAGGAGCCUCGGGGAAAAGUGGCCCUCCUGGGCUCCAAGGCUUCAGAGGGAGCAGAGGGACCCCUGGUGCAAUGGGCCCUGCAGGUCUGAAGGGAGGAGAGGGCCUACCUGGUGUCGCAGGACUAAUUGGUGCUACUGGAGAGAGGGGCCCCGCUGGGCCAGCUGGCGCUAUCGGGCAGCCAGGGCGGCCCGGCAGUGUGGGUCUUGCUGGGCCAAUGGGAGAGAAAGGCGAGCCAGGAGAAAAGGGGCCUGUGGGGCCAGCUGGGCAUGAUGGGGAACUGGGACCUGUAGGGCUGCCAGGGCCUGCAGGACCUUCCGGGCCUCCAGGAGAGGAUGGAGACAAGGGAGAGACUGGAGGACCAGGCCAGAAGGGCAGUAAGGGAGACAAAGGAGAAGCUGGACCCCCAGGACCUGUUGGAAGUCAAGGACCUGUGGGCCAGCCAGGACUGCCUGGCGCAGAUGGUGAGCCAGGUCCUCGUGGGCAGCAGGGCAUGAAUGGGGCGAAAGGAGAUGAAGGACAUAGAGGCUUUAAGGGGGCAACUGGUCCUUCUGGACUGCAGGGAAUGCCGGGACCACCAGGGGAGAAAGGAGAGAGUGGGCAUGUUGGCUCAAUGGGACCUCCAGGACAGCAUGGCCCACGUGGCCCUCAGGGGCCCAUUGGCGGAGAGGGACCACCUGGAAUGCCUGGUGGAGUUGGUCAGCCUGGAGUUGUUGGAGAGAAGGGUGAGGACGGAGAGGCUGGAGACCCUGGAUCAGUUGGGGAGCCUGGUCUUGCUGGUGGUAAAGGCGACGUGGGGGAGAAGGGUGACUCUGGCCCUCCUGGUGCAGCUGGGCCUCCAGGACCCAGAGGAACACCAGGCGAGGAUGGACCCAAAGGCAACCUUGGCCCUAUUGGAUUCCCAGGAGAUUCAGGACCCCCUGGAGAGCCUGGCGCCAAUGGAAUAGAUGGUGGACCAGGGCCUAAGGGGGACAAUGGAGAAGCUGGCAAAGCAGGACCCCCAGGAGCCUCUGGAGAGCCAGGUCCACCAGGACCUCCUGGACGGAGGGGUCAUAUAGGCGCUGCAGGAAAAGAAGGGAAACAAGGCAUGAAGGGAGCCAAGGGGACAAUAGGAACCACAGGUCCAGUGGGUAAGACAGGCCCAGCGGGACCCCAAGGACAGCCAGGGAGGUCUGGCCCAGAAGGGCUUCGAGGCAUCCCAGGUCCCGGGGGUGAACAAGGCUUAAAUGGGCCACCAGGACAAACUGGACCACCAGGACCAAUAGGGCCACCAGGACUCCCAGGAUUAAAAGGAGACCCUGGAAGCAAGGGAGACAAAGGUCAUGGUGGGUUGAUCGGUCUAAUUGGCCCCCCAGGAGAACCUGGUGAGAAGGGAGACAGAGGCCUGCCAGGAAUCCAGGGCAUACCAGGGUCUAAAGGAGAUGGGGGAGUGGCCGGUCCACCUGGUCCCACUGGCCCCCCAGGACCACCUGGACUUGCAGGUGCAUCUGGCGAGAGAGGAUCGAAGGGAGACACGGGUAUUGUUGGUCCCAGAGGAGAUCCAGGCCAUGCUGGUCCCCCAGGACCCCCGGGACCCCCUGCGACAAUGGUUGAGCCGCUGCCUAUCAGGGAAGGCAGGCGGAAGAGACGGAGGCACUCUGAUCGGGCAGGAGGAGCAGCCUCAGCCAGAGAGGAUGUGGAUCUGGACAUGGAGGAGUUCCUCCAGGGAGAUCAGCCUCUGGAGGACGCUGAGGGAAUGGAAGAAGUCUUUGCUACCCUCUCUUCCAUGAAAAACGAAGUGGAGCUGAUGAGGAGGCCCUUGGGAACCUUUGAGAGCCCGGCCCGGACCUGCAAGGAGCUCAUGAUGGUUCAACCUGACUACAAAGACGGAGACUACUGGAUAGAUCCUAACCAGGGCUGUCACAGAGACUCUAUCAAGGUCUACUGUAACUUUACAGCUGAUGGAGAGACCUGUCUCUACCCUGACAAGAGGAUUGAGAUGGUGAAAUUAGCAGCAUGGAACAAAGAGAAGCCAGGAAGCUGGUACAGCCAAUAUAGGAAAGGCAAGCAGUUCUCCUACAAUGACAGGGAUGGGAACCCUGUGCAUGUAGUUCAGCUGACCUUCCUGAAACUACUGAGUGCCACGGCCACGCAGAGCUUCACCUACACCUGCCAGAACUCGGCAGGCUGGUUUGACAGCACCUCCCGCUCCUACCAGCAUGCCCUCCGCCUCAGAGGCAGCAAUGACGAAGAGCUGACACAAGCCAAAAGCCCCUUCAUUAAUGUGGUGCAUGAUGGAUGCCAGUUCCGCAAAGGUCAGGAAAGGACUGUUCUAGAAAUUGACUCCCCCUCGGCAGAGCUGCUCCCUAUUAUAGAUGUGGCUCCAGCCGACUUUGGCAACAGCAACCAGAAGUUUGGUUUCCAAGUUGGACGAGUCUGCUUCAAUGGUUAAAAUCUUGCCAGCAACAAACAAAAAAAAGACCUGCACAGCAAGUUUUCAGUGAAAGAAACUGGACUUUUACCGCUGCCCCAAGCAAUAUUUAUUACAUUAUGUUCCUGUAUGUGGUGGGUUUGUGGUACAUUAUUUAAGACUCUUCAACAGCCAAUGAAAUAGGUUCUAUGGCUUUACAACAAUAAGAAGAAAAGGAGGACAUGCAACUGUGGGCACAAAGCACAUUUACCAAAGGGAAAUAUUCCAGUUAGAUAUAUUUAAUUUUAAAUGUCUUUCUUUUUGUUUUUGCUCACUGUUUGAGUGUGGUCUAAUUGAUCCUCAAGAAUUACAAGGACUGCACCGCUUGACAAAUGACCACUUAUAAAUGAGACGGAUCUGUCCGAUCGUGGAAAGGAACAGUCUGUCAUUCUGUGGUAUGGGUCAGUUAAGGUGGGACUUCUCAGAUCAUGGAUGAACUAGUUGCUACCUAAUGUUUGACAGAGACUGAGACUGAAUAAAUCAGAGACGUCAUCAUACUCAUUUGCAUGCUCAGAUUUCACUAUAAUGACAAUUGCAUAGCAGUUGUGAACUAGCCUAGCAUAUUAAUUCCACACAAGCACCAUAAUUAAUUUCCCGUGUGCAGGAAUGAUAAAUUGUCCUUUUUACCCUUCAACUGCAGUUUGCUCAGUGAAUUACCUUGAUUAGUAUUCAAUAGGUGUAGCUAGUUACUGAACCAACACUUACUUGAAUGGAUAAGGUUGUUUCCUUUAUUGGACUGCUUCCCUUCAUGGGCUUGAUAAUAAGCUUUUUGAGCCCUCCAUGUUUCCACAUACUGCAGUACUGUAUAUGUCAGACUAACAUCCUUUCUACUGUGGUGUGUACUUGCUAUGACAUUGCUCAGCAGCUUGGUUGGGGUUUAUUUCAGGGCGAGAACUGAGAGCAUGCUGAUUAAAACGUUCUCUAGUCUUAACUGUAGUCCUUUAUACCAAGAGACAUUUCACGCAUCUCUUGAAAGCAUUUUUAUAAUUGCUGACCUAAACUGUUUUCACUUUUCUGCCCUGCUCAGAGGUUUUUGUUUCUCUGUUUUGUUCAUUUGUUGAAAACUGAACAGAAUAUGUUGCUCUUCACUUGACAUGAUUUGCUCUUCAGUGGUGCUAAAGAUGAUUCUGUUAUUUUUUGUGUCACUGUGUUUGUGUGUCUCUGUGGGCAGGAUUACAGGACUAGAGGGGGAGAGGGGGUUAUUGCUCUUUCAGUAGCAUGAAAAAACACCCUCCGAAGCUGGAGACCAGUCUGCUGUGUUUUUUGCACAUCUUCUGGCUGAUUGUGCCAAUUUCACAUGGCCAGUGAAAGGAGGUUAGGGACAGUUCAGGGCAAUGUGGUUGACUGCUUUAAAGGGAAAAUCCACUCUUAAACCGGAUUUACACUGUGCUCUUACAGUGAUUUUGAAUAGUAAAUCUAGCAUCUACAUACACAGACAAAACUAGAAAUUACAUCAAGAGUUUAGUUACAGUAAUACUGUCAUUAUGUAAGAUUUAGAGAAGUCGAUCUAGAUUGCAGAUGCAGAUUUUCUUCUUAGAUUGUUUUUUAUUGUAGAGUUAUCAAUCAGAAAUUAUCCUCACAUCCCAUGGUUGCAUUUACAGUGUCACAACCACUAUUCCAUUAUUCACUGUCUGUGGAGCACCCACAUGAUUUGUUUUUACAUGAUAUGGUUACUACAGUCUGUCUCUGUAUUUUGGCUUAAAUAGAGUCUUCAAAUGACCAAAUAGAGCGGUGAAAUACUACAGAAAUGACAUAUGUAUGUGAAUUCCAUUUUACGGUUGAUUUUCCCUCUAGCAAAUGAAAUUUCUUAAUGCUCUGCUUGCCUCCUCCAACUCAAACAGUAGACUGUGUAUCCAGCAUGUGUAAUUUUGCAAUUCACUCCCACUGUUCUAUUUGUUUCAUAGCAUUUGAACAUUCCAGUAAUUAACUCCUCUCCUCCAGUCCCAUCCUGCACUGCCCCUCCUGUGUAUAGUGUUUGUUGUACUAAUUUUAUAUACUGUACAGUUAUUCUGAGGACUUUAUGAGCAAUAACCUGUUGCCUGAAUGAAAAACAAAUGUAUUUGUUAAAAAUCGAUGUGCAAAUAAAGAAUAAAGAAUUUC